This is a messenger RNA of Salvia splendens (bonfire salvia), 1009 nucleotides long. Its product is annotated as reticulon-like protein B5. The record is from RefSeq and is a predicted model, not a curated record. NCBI's taxonomy places the organism in Eukaryota, Viridiplantae, Streptophyta, Magnoliopsida, Lamiales, Lamiaceae. Bases 85 to 879 code for a protein of 264 amino acids. Gene Ontology annotation, biological process: response to bacterium. The transcript has 6 exons.
CAUAAUACGUUGAAUAUUUCAGUUACCCAAAACAAACACAAAUCUCCUCAGAUCUCUUCCACAUCAAGAAAUUUUCACAAGAAGAUGGAUCAAGAAUUUGAGGAAUCAUCAGAGCAGAAGCUUAACAAUGAAGAUGAACAACAAGGCCUAGGCCUAGCCCAAAACCAAGAAGACCAAAGCCAAGGGCAAGACCAAGGCCGGGCUCUAGCGCAAGGGCUCGAAGAUCACAGCCAAGAGCAAGGGGAAGGGCAAGGCAAAGGGCGUCUCUUUGGUCGAGAGACACCCGUGCACAGCGCUCUCGGGGGUGGAGCAUCCGCGGACGUCAUUCUAUGGCGGAACAAGCAGAUGUCUGCAUCGCUGCUAGCAAGCUCGACCGUCAUAUGGCUCCUCUUCGAAUGGAUAGGCUACCAUCUCAUCCCUUUCAUAUGCCACUUCCUCAUUCUCGCUUUGGCCACCCUCUUCUUGUGGUCCAACCUAUCCUUCUACGUUCACAAGUCGCCUCUCAACUUGCCAGUCAUCGAGUUGCCACAGGAUUUUUGCACGGCCGUUGCUCUCCUACUAUGCGACCGAUGCAACCAAGCUAUCACCAUGCUAUGGCAAGUCACUUCAGGGAAGGACUUGAAGAAUUUUCUAACUGCGAUUUUCGCCCUAUGGGUCGUCUCCAUUGUCGGGAGCUGGUUCGACUUCCUGACUAUCAUCUACAUCAUUAAUGUGUUGAUUCUGACGAUGCCCCCGUUGUACGAGAAACACGAGGAUCAAGUGGACUCGUACGCUCUAAAGGCGAAAGCCAGGCUGCAGAGACAAUACAGUAAACUGGAUGAAAAUGUUCUUCAAAAGCUACCAAAAGUUCCAUUCAUCUCAGACAAUAAGCAGCAAUGAUGGAAAAUUUAAAAAAAAUCUAAAAUAUGUUUAGUGCUGAUAAAGAUCCAAAACCUAGUGAUGAUUUCGGGCGAAGGACCUGGAUUUACAUUUGUUUUAGUUAUCUUGGCUUAGUAAUUUUAUGAUCACA